GUCAUUACACUACAAGAAGCGCCUGGGUCGGUAUUACCUGGCCGUAUGCCAAGGAGUGUCGAGGUCAUACUGAGUGAUGAUUUGGUCGAUAGUGUUAGGCCAGGUGAUCAGUGUUCUAUUGUUGGAACCUAUCAUGCUAGAUACGACAGUGCAGGGAAUGUGAGGGCAGGGUUCCCAGUAUUCAAAUGUGCUAUUGAUGCUAAUUCUAUUGUAAGACAGAAUGAGAUGAAGAUAGAGAGUGUUCGAGACGAGGAUAAGAGAGAGAUAUUCGCGCUGUCGAAAGAUCCGCAUGUCAGAGAGCGCAUAAUUGCCUCGAUCGCCCCAUCCGUCUAUGGUGCUACUACGGUGAAGACAGCACUGGCUAUGGCCCUCUUCGGUGGUAGAGAGAAAGUAGCGCAGGGUAGACAUAGGAUAAGGGGAGAUAUCAACGUACUUAUCCUUGGUGACCCGGGCCUUGCCAAGUCUCAAUGCUUGAAAUUCGUUAAUAAACUAUUCCAGCGUUCAGUAUAUACCACGGGUAAGGGAGCUAGUGCUGUUGGCUUGACGGCAUCAGUUCGUAAGGAUUACCAGACUGGGGAGUAUACACUUGAGGGCGGUGCACUGGUGCUAGCUGACAGUGGUAUAUGCCUGAUCGAUGAGUUUGAUAAGAUGAAUGAUGCUGAUCGUACCUCCAUCCAUGAGGCUAUGGAGCAGCAGAGUAUAUCUAUAUCUAAAGCGGGUAUUGUGGCAUCCCUCUCAGCCAAGUGCUCAGUCGUAGCAGCUGCUAACCCUGUCGGAGGUCGAUAUAACCCUAGUCUUACCUUCACUGACAAUGUAGACCUCACGGACCCCAUCUUAUCCCGUUUCGAUGCUCUAUGCGUGAUACGAGAUGAGAUAGAUAUAUUCCAAGAUGAGCGUCUGGCUGACUUUGUCGUCUGUACCCAUAUGCAAAACCACCCUCGUGAGCCUAACGACAACGUGAGGCCUCGGAACCAGGAGACGGAAGCACUAUACGAACCCAUCGAUCAAGACCUUCUGAGGAAAUAUAUCCUCUAUGCAAG
This is a messenger RNA of Perkinsus marinus ATCC 50983, 1040 nucleotides long. RefSeq names its product DNA replication licensing factor MCM5, putative. The record is from RefSeq and is a predicted model, not a curated record. The annotation marks the transcript as partial. The transcript has 9 exons. Gene Ontology annotation, biological process: double-strand break repair via break-induced replication; mitotic DNA replication initiation; DNA replication. Gene Ontology annotation, cellular component: nucleus; MCM complex. Gene Ontology annotation, molecular function: 3'-5' DNA helicase activity; single-stranded DNA binding; ATP binding. Lineage: Eukaryota; Perkinsozoa; Perkinsida; Perkinsidae.